Molecule: messenger RNA, 159 nt
Organism: Phytophthora nicotianae INRA-310
Lineage: Eukaryota; Oomycota; Peronosporomycetes; Peronosporales; Peronosporaceae
Exons: 2
Coding region: 1-159 (52 amino acids)
Source: RefSeq, a predicted model, not a curated record
AUGGGGUGGGCGAUGCUGGACCGCGGCGGAAACACCUACAAGCUUUCACAUCUAGGUAUGGACAAGUGGGUUCGGCUAGGAGAUCUCCCACUCUCGCUGUCAUGCUCAAGCGAGGCAGUAAAAAUCGACAAGGCAGCGUUGGACGAUGUUGUUGUGUAG